Molecule: messenger RNA, 297 nt
Organism: Rhinocladiella mackenziei CBS 650.93
Lineage: Eukaryota; Fungi; Ascomycota; Eurotiomycetes; Chaetothyriales; Herpotrichiellaceae
Exons: 1
Coding region: 1-297 (98 amino acids)
Source: RefSeq, a predicted model, not a curated record
AUGCAAGAAGGCACCGCCAACAUCUUUGUCAACGACGGCGACAUGCGUAUUACUUCUGCGGAGCGAGCUCAAGAAAGACGAGACUAUUAUGACAAACACAACAUCGGCUGGACUGUUCGACCGAAACAUAACCCCAAACCUUGCCGAUGGAGCAAAGCCGCCCAUUCGAGCAGGCAAGUGCAAGAAAGCCUCCAAUAUGAACCAUGCGUUGAACGCGAGUGCCUGCGUCGAAGACACAUGCACAAAUCUGCCUCCCCGACAUUUUGGGCCUGCAGAGGAAGAGCUUGCGGCUUGUGA